AUAAUUCGCGGGGAUUUUCAAUUUAGGAAAAGCUUGGCAAAACAAUAAAAGGUGUGAAAUGAGAUGUCUAGGCUCACACAGCAAAGUGGCGAUGAUAAUCGCUAUAUCCUAGUGGCUAAGCUGGACAACGCGCGUAAUCUUCUAAACAUUUUGAAAGCUGUACAUUUCAAAGAGUCAGCCACGUGUUUUGUGAGUAGCAAUGGUAUCAAGGUUACUGUUGAAGAUGCAAAGUGUGUACAGGCCAAUGCCUUUGUGCAAAGUGGAAUCUUCCAGGAGUUUGUUUUCAAAGAAGAGAGUGCCACUUUCCGGAUAAACCUCAACGUUUUACUGGAAUGUCUCAAUAUCUUUGGCUCCUCCAAAGAUACAGGAACUUGUACUGCAAUGAAGAUGUGUUAUGCGGGAUAUGGCUCACCACUCAUUCUCAUGCUAGAGGAAGGUGGUGUCUUGACAGAUUGCAGCAUUCAGACUCAAGAGCCUGAUGAAACAUUAGAUUUUGACUUUAGCAGUGCAGAAGUAUUGAACAAGAUUAUUAUGAAAUCUGAGUGUUUGAAGGAGGCCUUCAAUGAACUUGACAUGACAAGUGAAGUACUACAAAUUUUGAUGUCACCAGACAACCCUUACUUUAGACUGUCAACCUUUGGAUAUGCAGGAAGUAUGCAUUCUGAUUUUCCAAAAGAUUCUGAUAUGGUGGAGUCAUUUGAAUGUCAACAAACACAAACAAACAGAUAUAGGAUCAGCCUUCUGAAGCCAUCUACCAAGGCACUGCAACUUUCAAGUAAAAUCUCCAUCAGAAUGGAUGGAAGAGGUUUUCUCUCACUGCAGUAUAUGAUUAUAAAUGAAGAUGGGCAGGUCUCCUUUGUGGAAUACUUGUGUGCUCCAGAUGAAGAAGUUGAUGAGGAUGAUGAAGAUGAUCUCAACUGAACAACCACAAAAAGUCAAAGUGAAAAAAGAUAGUAUUGUAAAUCAAUCAGCCUGGUAGAAGAGCCGUCAAAAAAUGUAUUAAAAAUGUAAAAAUAAAAAAAAAGAUAAUACCAGUAUGUACUAAUUGACUGAAUAGUUUGGCUAACUAAAAAAGAAAAACAAUCAAAGAAACAAAUUGGAUCGAAAUCCUUCAAUCACAAGCCAGAAAUAUGACCUUUAAGCCCUCUGAAACAUCAUGUGUCAUGAAAGAUGCAGAAACUAAGUAUGAAUAACAAAUCAUACGAUAACUGUCCGAGUUCUAGAACACUGAAAGUCAUUUUCAAACAAACAACAUUUUAUUGGUUUGUGAUCAAAGUAGAUGAUAAUGAAUAAAAAAAGUGUACAUGGUCAAA
Messenger RNA from Stylophora pistillata, 1313 nucleotides. Its product is annotated as cell cycle checkpoint protein RAD1. Lineage: Eukaryota; Metazoa; Cnidaria; Anthozoa; Scleractinia; Pocilloporidae. Gene Ontology annotation, biological process: DNA repair; DNA damage checkpoint signaling. Gene Ontology annotation, cellular component: nucleus; checkpoint clamp complex. The record is from RefSeq and is a predicted model, not a curated record.